Rhododendron vialii is the source of this 1134-nucleotide messenger RNA. Its product is annotated as adenine phosphoribosyltransferase 5-like. Gene Ontology annotation, cellular component: cytoplasm; cytosol. Lineage: Eukaryota; Viridiplantae; Streptophyta; Magnoliopsida; Ericales; Ericaceae. The transcript has 7 exons. The coding region runs from base 195 to 755 and encodes 186 amino acids. The record is from RefSeq and is a predicted model, not a curated record. Gene Ontology annotation, molecular function: adenine phosphoribosyltransferase activity. Gene Ontology annotation, biological process: adenine salvage.
UGAGCACUUGCAUCUUCUCCAGUGCUGCUCCGGCCUACAUCUUUAGGACACGCACUCCCUCUCUCUCCUCACCUGUUGAACUGAGCAGAAACUAGUGAGAGAAAGCUCUGGGUUUUGGGAGGGAGAUAAAAAAAGAAAGAAAGAGAAGCAGCUAAGAACCCACUAAAUUGGGAGAAAGAGAAAAGAAAAAAAAAAUGUUUGCAUCAGAGAAUGGGUUACGGGGAGACCCGAGGCUGAAGGGCAUAUCUGAAGCCAUAAGGGUCGUCCCUCACUUCCCCAAACCAGGAAUUAUGUUUCAAGACAUUACAACUCUGUUGUUGGACCACAAGGCGUUUAAAGACACUGUUGACAUCUUCGUCGAUCGUUACAGAGACAUGGGUAUCUCCGUUGUUGCUGGAGUUGAAGCUAGAGGAUUUAUGUUUGGCCCUUCCAUUGCAUUGGCAAUUGGUGCAAAAUUUGUUCCGCUACGCAAACCCAAAAAGUUGCCAGGGGAAGUUAUCUCUGAACAAUACGAGCUUGAGUAUGGUAGUGAUUGUCUAGAGAUGCACAUUGGGGCUGUUCAACCUGGGGAACAUGUGUUGGUCAUUGAUGAUUUGGUGGCUACAGGGGGGACCCUCUCGGCAGCAAUAAAGCUUUUAGAACGUGUUGGGGCCGAGGUAGUCGAAUGUGCAUGUGUUAUUGGGUUGCCGGAGUUCAAGGGACAGAAUAGGCUAAAUGGUAAGCCUCUGUACAUCCUCGUGGAGCCUCGCCAAUAGAAAUUGUGGAUAUGAUGGAACUGUUUAUGAAUUUGCAGUCCAUGUGCACUUGUCGCCAAUUUCUCCAUCUUACUGCAAAUGCCCCAGGUCAAGAUGCCACAGGGCAGUGCAGGGCAAACUGAAUAUGAUGAGAAUGUGUAUUAAGCUUGCAAAAAGUAGGGUUUGAUAAAUCAUCUGCCCACGGUUUGCUGCCUAGUGUUACCGUAGCUUUAGUAAACGUUCUAGGUUUUAUGUUAAGUUCUUUCUGUGAGGCUUGCUUGUUCAUUUUGUGUAUUAUCCCUUUCCAUGCAAUUGAUUUCCAUAAGAUUCUCUCAGUAAUGUGCUCUGUACAUGAUUUGAAACAAAAUUCGGAGAAUGUGCAGUCUUUAAUCUGUUAACA